This is a messenger RNA of Diabrotica balteata, 1620 nucleotides long. The record is from the annotation of a GenBank genome assembly. NCBI's taxonomy places the organism in Eukaryota, Metazoa, Arthropoda, Insecta, Coleoptera, Chrysomelidae.
UACGAAUCAAGAUUAUUUUCUUCAAUGAAGUACAAGAUGUUCAUUUCUAAACACUCGAAAACUUUCACUGCACUCGGGUGACUAGCCACUACAGUAGAUUACCUAUAUUUUUUCCCAAAAAUAUUCAAGGUUAAUUUAUUUUUAUCUGAAAAUCUCAUAUGAUUUUUUUGUUUUUUAUAUCGGGAUUAGGAGUCUGUUUUAAUUAUAAGUUUAAUACAUAAAUACACAAGAAACCUUUUACAGUUAACUACUUUUCAUUGAACAACCGGCAAAAUAGUAAUUAAAAUGUUUAUCGUUUAGUAAAGGAAACAUAUUUUAGUAAAUAUUUUCGUGAAUUUAAUUUUAUCAAAAUGUUUUAAAAAUCGUGUGGGGUUUUAUUGAGUGCACUUUGUACGACCCGCUGGAAAAGUUUUUCGUAAUUUGCGGUUAACAGUGGGAAAGGUUAUACGUUAAAUUCCGAUACAGCAUUUUCAUCAAAAUGACCGAAAGAAUCAAGAUCGACGAGCCUCUCUGGGAUCAAAACACAUUCGUAGGACGUUUUAAGCACUUCUUGUGGGUUACAGAUCCUAGAACGUGCAUCGAGAGCGAAGAAACGUUGGACAACGCUAAAUUACUGGUCGAGAAAUACAGAAAAGGUCUGGAACCGCCGGGGACGACGAAGGAACAAAUCAUCUACGCAAAAAAGUUAUAUGAGAGUGCUUUCCAUCCCGACAGUGGCGAAAAGCAGAAUGUCUUCGGAAGGAUGUCUUUCCAAGUACCUGGAGGUAUGGCAAUCACAGGAGCCAUGUUGCAGUGGUACAGAACUCCAUUUGCUGUGGUCUUCUGGCAAUGGGUAAAUCAGUCCUUCAACGCUCUAGUCAACUAUACGAACCGGAACGCCAAGUCUCCUACUACCACAACGCAACUAGUGGUAGCCUAUGCCUCAGCAACUUCAUCAGCUAUGAUCACAGCGUUGGGCUGCAAGCAAUAUUGGGGCAAGAUGGCUAAUCCUUUCAUACAGAGAUAUGUACCUUUUGCUGCAGUGGCAGCCGCCAAUUGCGUGAAUAUUCCGCUCAUGAGGCAAAACGAGAUCAUCUACGGCAUCGACUGCUCCGACGAAAACGGCAAAAUCGUCGGCCAAUCAAAGGUAGCGGCAGCGAAAGGCAUCUCACAAGUAGUUUUCUCUAGGAUAGUUAUGUGCGCACCUGGCAUGUGCAUUCUGCCCAUAAUCAUGGAACGAGCUGAGAAGUUUAAAUUUAUGCAGAGGAUUACGUUCCUACAUGGACCUAUUCAAGUUAUGGGCGUCGGUUGUUUCUUAACCUUCAUGGUACCAGCUGCUUGUGCUCUCUUCCCACAAAGAUGUUCAAUCAAAACCUCAACGAUAGCUUGGCUGGAACCGGAGCAUUACGAGAAUAUUAAGAAGAACUGCGGCGAUAAAGUCCCUGAAAAGCUUUACUUCAACAAGGGUCUCUAAAUCCUUUUCCUCAUUGGUGUAUCGUUCAGGACAUAUUUUUAUUUUCUCCGUAGUCUACAAUAGAUCAAAGAAUAAGUAAUAAUUUUCAAGAAAUAGUACAAGUAUUCGUUGAAUGCAGUAGUUCUUCCACUAAAAAUAGAAGAAUUAUCAGAUACGCCACUGUAGUC